Sinocyclocheilus anshuiensis is the source of this 4228-nucleotide messenger RNA. RefSeq names its product serine/threonine-protein kinase 11-interacting protein-like. Lineage: Eukaryota; Metazoa; Chordata; Actinopteri; Cypriniformes; Cyprinidae. The transcript is spliced from 23 exons. The record is from RefSeq and is a predicted model, not a curated record. Gene Ontology annotation, cellular component: cytoplasm. The coding region runs from base 148 to 3327 and encodes 1059 amino acids. Gene Ontology annotation, biological process: intracellular protein localization.
AGAAACAAGAUCAUAUGACUGCUAUCAGGAUGUUAACAAAUGUGAAAGGGAAUUGAACUGAAUUAAUGCCAUGAAUCCCAAUGCCGGUUCAAAACCGGGUAUAACGUUAUUUGAGGCUAAGGGUCACGUAUUUCUUGGAUCAUAAGGAUGUCAUCCACUCAGGCCGGUCAGUCAACGGUUGUACACAGACUUGCCACAUUACUGCGAAAUAAUGGUGACUCCGUACUGGAUGGUUCCAGUACUCUCACUCUGCAAGUGGGAUGUUUACAGCACCUGACACAACUCUUUGAGCGGCACCUUCUCUCAAGAACAUAUCAGCAUGGUUUUCUGGCCCUGCCGUCCCACCCAGCGGACACUGCCUCCCUGCUGGAAGUCCAGUUCCUCUUUGACAUGCUGCAGAAGACAGUAUCCCUCAAGCUUGUUAGUCCUCCUGGUGUGAAAGUACAGUAUGUUGUGAAAAUCUUCCCUUUCAAGUCCCUCAAACACUUAGAGCUCAAGCGUAUUCCUCCUCAUUGUCUGGAGGGUCUUAGAGGAGUUAUCCUAAAUGCAGGGGUGGAGCAGUUGUCAUCACUUCAGUCUCUUGACCUGGCUUAUAACCUUCUUAUGGAGCAUUCUCAGUUGGCACCUCUGUCCCUCCUUCAUAAUCUUAAUACAUUAACUUUGGAAGGAAACCCUUUGUAUUUUCAGAAGACACACAGGGUAUCGACUAUCCACCACCUCUCUCCACAAGCUGUUUUCCAAGGGCUCCAGCUGGAUGGCACCCCUCUGUCCCAGUCUGAUCAGCUGAUCUUACCUAAGCCCGGACAGCUGGUUGGUCAGACCUCCCACACUUCUCAACAAGUUUAUAUGGCACCUGACCAAGGAGGGCAGGAAGUGUCCAGUGGAGGCGGGGACAUGACUGACAGUGUGACUGUAAGCAUAUCAGGAGUGACCCGAGUUCGAAAGAGGAAACACAGAAACAAGGUGAAGGUGAGGAGAGCCAGUAUCUCAGAGCCUAGUGACACAGACCAUGAGGUCAGAGUGCAGUCUGCCUUACAAGAUAUUGUCCUACCCCAUAAGGAGGACAUUGAGAGAAUGGACAGUUUUCGAGAGCAGUUAGGGGAGGACUGGCUACGCUACCAGCAUCAUCUUGAUGAUACUCCAGUCAACCCAGCUUUCCCAGUAGUGGACAGUGUAACCAAUAAAGUGAACACCAAGUGCCACUAUACACCUCCAUCCCCCCUGCUUAAAACUAACACACCUCCAACCAGUCUGGAGUUGCUCCCUCCUCCGCUGCUGUCCUCUGAACUGAAUGAGGAAGAGGACAAAGAAGAGAUGGAGAGCACAGACCUGCAGCCUGAGACAGAGUCCACCUUGCAGUAUACAGGCCACAGCCCCCCAAACACUGAAUCUACUCUUGAGAUGAGUCUAGGAAACACUCAGUCUACAACUGAGGCCUACUCUGACCCAAAACCACCAGCAGAAGAAGAAGAUGACGAUAGGGGAGUGGACCUGUGCAGACCAAUGCUGGUGGGGCUGCUCUUAGAGGAUGUGGAGAGAGAUCAGAAAAGGCCCUCUGAACCGCUUUUCCUACGAGUGCGGCAGGGUCACCUGCUGGAGGUAGACAUGCACCAGGGGUGUGUUAAAAAACGAGUGGAACUAGACAGUUUGCAAGAUGUCAUGACCACUGAGGCCACCUGCACGGUGGAGAACGUGGAGAUGACUCACCCAGCCCUGGAGCUCCACUUCCGGUACAUUAGUCGUGAAAGACGUAAACGUUCUUACAUAAUGUUGGAUGACAUGCCACAGGAAGCAUUACAGGUAUUAGUGGAGGUUCUCUCAAGAGUCGUGGAGGAAAACAAGCAGCAGUUGGAUGAGGAGAGACCAGAGACAGUUUGGCUACAGUGCCUAAAGUGUCAGACUGAAUUUUGCCAGCCAGCAACUGAAUUCGACAGCAGCCUGAGCCACCUGGAUGAGCUAAGGAAUGACCGUUGUACUGUCAUCUGCUUCGAGUGCAAUAGUGAUCAUGUAGUUCAGUUGGCUACCCAAUCAGCUCCUUCCACCAGUACACCAUUUGAACAGAAUGAUGCCAGAUACUUUACCUUUGAUGACAGGGACAACAUGGUUCAACCCAAGCUCAAUGAGGCGUUGGUCCCAGGACAGUCUUUGCUAUCCCGUGGCAGCCCACUCCAUUCGCCUCAGCAUUCAGAGGUCUCCACAGAGGGAGCCACAGCUUACUUCCACACAGCCCAUAACUUCCUGUCUAAUUGUUUGACUAACCAUAAUGAGACAUGGGUUGAUCAGAGAACAUCUCAACUAAUCAACUUCAGCACAACUGAUGGACAGGUGCAGGGUAACUCAGAGGAGAUUAAGGAGAAGGUGGCUGAAAAUUCCUGCAACAACAGCUAUCAAAAACAUCAGGACCAACAGUCACCAAAGUACACCGAAGGCUCCAACAAUGCUCAGUUUGACCUGCUGUCAGAGACAGUGGACCAUCGGCUUCAGCUGUUCCUGAAUGUGGAAGUGUUUGGGGGAGAAGAGGAGUUUCGCUGCUUUUUAAAGAUGUCCAUUGUGAAGUUUGGGGAUGCAGUGGAGUUCCAUUCUCUUAUGGUUGUGUCGGACCAGUACAUCUACAUCUUAGAAAUCACCUCACAGUCUGAAGGGCAACCCUCAGACUGGCUGCAGAAAAGAGAAAGCCAUCGGUUGUGUGAACUCAGCUAUAUGGAGGUGGGACUGGGCUCUCAGAGUAUCCACCUAGAGUUUGAUGAGGGGGCAGCAGCGUACACACUACUAGUGCGAAACAGUGGCCGCUGCAAAUGGUUCUUCAGCAAGCUUACAGAAAUUGCAAGGGAAUUGGCCCCAAAGUACGAAAGCAAGCUGAAGGGAAUCUCCACCACCCAGCUCAACCCACAGCACCACCUCUGGCAUCUAGUCUGUGAGGAUGCCCUGCCAUGUGAAGAAGACGACAGCCAGCCUCCUUUCCGGUACCUUUUAGCAUUCCUUCAGCAAGAUGGCUCUUUGGUCUCUGUGAGUGUACUAGCCACCAAAGAAAUGCUUUUUCUCCUUGAUGAAGACCACCAAUGGAGCAAGAGCCAACCUGAGGGCCAAAUGAACAGUGGGAAAGUGACCGUUCAGGAAACUCAGCCAAUCAGUAGCGUCAGUUCCAUUAAUCUGUUCUCAUCACAUCCAUGCCAGGUGGACCUAAAACUUUAUGAUGAGAUGGCCAAGAAAGAAAAGGCUUGGUCUUUACAUGCUGAAGAUGAAGAGCUGGUACAAGACCUGGUGAACUGGAUCACAAAUCAGUGGGAAACCAUGUUUGGGGUCAAACUGGCUACUAUCAAGCAGUAACCAUUAGCCUCAGUGUUAAGGAAAAGCACCUACCUUGCAUCAUGAAGAUUCCUGCCCCAACCUGCUUUUAAUCUGUAUUACUGUCUUGGUGUAAAUGUGGACUGUUUGUCUUUUUGUCUCCAUAUAAGACCCAAAUUCCAUUAUUAUCUUCUCUUGGUUGUGCUAAUAUCUCCUCUAUAUACAAAUUGUGCAGUAACAAAGCUGUGCAGAGUGCCUUUUUGGCUUUGUCACCAACCAACACCAACACACCUUAUAAUACAUAACUAUGCAUGCGCACACACUUUAUUUGUAAAUAGGUUUCUGUAGAUGAUAUGAAUGUGGAAUUGAAGGUAUAUUUGUAUCUCAGGGUGAAAAGCCUUUCAAUGUGCUCUCAGAAAGGUUCAUAAUUGGGUUAUGCAGAUCACAGGAGAAUAAAAGGUUUACUUGAGUGUUGGUGGUGUAAAUGCAAUGUUAAGACACGUUACUGAACUUAAAUACCAUCUCACUCUUUGAAACUUUGUUGAAGAUAUUUAUGAACUGUAUAGGUACACGAUUCUCCAUUAAUGAAUUUGGACUUGAAGUGUUUUGUGUGUUUAUUUGUUUUAUAAGAAAUCUAGCUCAUAAAUGUAAAGUGUAACUGUUGUUGUCUUCCAGGCACAUACAGAGCGGGGGGGGGACUCAAAUAGCUAUGAAUAGAAAAUUUAGUACAACCACAUUUGCAGUUUUGUGCCAAGUCGUUUGUGUCACUCGGAUGUUCUGCACUUUUAUGUCUUUAUAAUUGCUUGAAAAAUAGUGAAAUGGCUUUGUUUUAUAAGUACACGUUGUUAAAGUUGAAAGCACAUGGUCAGUAAUCGUAAAAUGUAUUUCAUGUGUAUUUAUUCAUCUUUGUACUGAUCUCCAGUAGGGAAUAAUAAUAACUUUU